Messenger RNA from Daphnia carinata, 4265 nucleotides. Its product is annotated as AF4/FMR2 family member lilli-like. The record is from RefSeq and is a predicted model, not a curated record. Bases 68 to 4237 code for a protein of 1389 amino acids. Gene Ontology annotation, cellular component: super elongation complex; nucleus. The transcript is spliced from 7 exons. Gene Ontology annotation, biological process: regulation of gene expression. NCBI's taxonomy places the organism in Eukaryota, Metazoa, Arthropoda, Branchiopoda, Diplostraca, Daphniidae.
AGAAUAUUCCGUUCUUUCUAUUUUCCGGUGUUGACCUCAUCUUAUCACUCAUGAUCUUGACUCUACAAUGUCUAAUUAUUUGAGCAGUCGUGAUGCCGGUGAUCGAUCACGUGAUCGUGAACUCCAGGCCAGGGCCAGGGCCCAGAUGUCAUCUAUGCUGGCCGAGCCCGAGGAGUCGUUCAUGCCCGUCUUUGACGCGCCCGUCCGCCUUCGGCCGUCUUCAGAUGACCCGACGCAUCAGAUGAUUGUCAAGACGCUGGGCCGGUACGCUCCGUCGAUCAUAGAAGAUUCCAAAUAUUUGAUCGGAGUGUACCAAGAACCCUCUACACCCCUACCGAGUCGGGAACAUCAUGACCCACCCGACACUCCACCUCCACCAUCGAGCAGUAGUAGCCGGCCAGAAUUCGCUACACCUACCAAGCCGGCCCCGUCCUCGGGUCUGGGUCAGGGACACUCUCACCAACGGCUCUCUUCAUCGGGCGGUAAUCUGAUGAAACCUCCGUCGCACGCUGCACCGCAUGUUGCUCAUCAAAGAAGUUCAGCUCCGCCCGGCCGGUCCAGCAGUAGUAAUAGUAAUACUACAAGUAGUAUGACGGGGUUACACAAGGCUCCUGGACCUGGCCCCGGUGGAGGAUAUCAUAGCGGUGCGUCUUCGUCUUCUUCAUCAUCUUCAUCCUCCUCUUCCUCAUCAUCAUCGUCUACCUCUUCAUCGAGGCAGCGUCCGCCAAUGAACAAUGCUCGACCCCAUCCACCAAAGUUGAGUUUCAACAAUCCUCCUCCGUCGACACCGGAAGGACCGGAUGUCCAUGAUAUCCUCAAGGAGAUGAAAUCGGCUGCUGUGACACCGUUAACGGCCUUUGCUGCCACUCCGCGCAAAGAAGUGGAUCAUUUCGAUUUCGGACACCCACCGCCGAAGCGGAUGCCUUCCAACGGCGGGCUAAUGGAUGAUUUGAGCAUCUCUGAUAGCGAUCAGGACUCUGAGGCAGAAUCUUCGAUCAAGAUUCCCGCCGCUGCCACCACCUCAACUGCCCCAGUUCUCAGCCCACUGCCUUCCAGUCCGAUGGAACCAUUGAUGAACAGUCCACCAAGACCUCGUUCGCCACUCUCUGGUCCUGCUACAGCCGCUCCUAGUGAGGCUGAAGAUUCAGAUGACGAUUCCAGUUCGGAAUCGGAGGGUUCCAGUUCGGAUUCUAGCUCUGAGGGUGAACAUGUUGAGCCGGAAACAAAACCCCCUCACGUUUCUCCGCCUAAACAGCCACAGCAACAACAGCCGGCCAAUACUCCCAGCUGGAGCUUGAAAUCGUUCCUGCCCAUCAAUCCUCCUAGCAGCAUAUUCGAAGGCACGACGAGGGGCUCGGACGUUUCGCAGUCAGGCCUUGAUCAAAUCUCAUUGGAUCGAAGGGACACCCUGGGCGAUUCGCUUCGUCGUCCCGACGAUGACGACGAUGACUUCUUUGGCAGCUCGGCAGGUCUUCGAUUCGACAGCCCAACUCCCGCCUCCGAGCUGGAGGACGGACUGUUCAAAGGAGACAAGAACGCGACGACAUCGUCCGUAGCCAAAGUGACUUCAGAUAGCGACUCUGAGCAGCCGGACGUCAAUUCUGCCUUGUCCAAAAUGAUUGUGCCCGAGAACAUAUUGUCGGAGAUGUCCGACUCGGAGGAUCACUUUACACCCCGGCCUAACUUGCCUUCAUCUGGUUCGAAAGCGUCCACCAACCGGAGAGUCAAACAGUCCCAAUCUUCUAGUAAAAACAGUUUGAAUCGCUUGUCUCAUUCGGAGAGCAGCAGCAGCAGCGACGACGAGCGUCCAGUGCCAGAAGCGCGGCCACGACAGCCUGUCGUAACGGCCCCGCCAGCUUUGCCUGCUCCCGCUGCGCCAGUGGAAGCCCCUCCUAAACGAAGAGGGCCCGGCCGGCCGAAGAAACAAGUCAAUUCAUCUACUGCACCUGCUUCGGGCAAAGAAGCUUCCAAACGGCCAGGUCGGGCACCGAGGAAACAAUCUGCCAACGUCCAGGCUCCGAUAUCACGCGAGAUCCUGGACACGACCACGUCGUCGGUGAGCAGUUCAUCGUCGCCGUCCAACAGCGAAGUCGACGUCGAGAACACGCCGUCCCCUUUGAAGGCGAGAAAGCCGAGCCUGUCGGUGACGGCGACGCCUCCGACGACUCCGCGCAAAAACAACGUCCACUCUCAAAGUCCAUCGAAAUUGACGACGACCGCGAAAAUGCCCACGCCGCCGACGGCCGUGGCCAGCCGGGUCCUUUUCCCGUCUCGCAGUCGGAGUAGGAGCAGCAGCAGCUCGAGCAGUAGUCGCAGCAGCUCGAGCAGCAGUUCGAGCAGCAGUUCGAGUAGCAGCAGCAGCAGCAGUUGCAGAUCGAUGCCCAGCGGAGGUGGCAAAGGCCAGCCGCGGCCGAGAGACGAAGAUCUGCAAAAGGAUUACAGCCCACCCAAGCUGGACAUGGAUUCGAAACCGAACUCUGAUCGUAAAUGUGCUCUGUUUAUGAAAAUCUAUCGACCGACUGGGGCGAAAGGAAGACAAGAUCGCGCGGCGGCGCCCGAUGCGGCCGUUCCGACCGCUGGUGGCAAAGGUGUGAAGGGUAAACUGGAACCGAAGAAGGUCGUGAGUGAAGUGGCGGCCAGUCCCAAAGCACCGGUGGCACCGACGCCUCCGCCACCGGCUAAAGUUGCACCGGCCGUUCCGUACGUCAACGGCCGGCCUAGUUUGAUGUGUCAAGUACCUCUAAGCAAAUUGGCCGCUCCUGUCCGUCCGCCGACGCAGGAGAAGAUGCCCGAACGGCCGGUGGAGAACAAAACGAGAACUCCAGUGCCUAAACGUGAGGCUGAGAAAUCGUCGACGCCCAGCAGGUCGUCAUCGAAAUCUUCCAAGCGACGAUCGAGCAUCAGUUCGACGUCGUCCGUCUCUGUGCCGCCGCCGGUGGACGCAACGCCAUCGCAUCGCAAGGAGAGCAAACGGAAACGGAAGGGCGAAGGGGACGAUGCGGCCGAGAUUCAAGCGGGCAAGGCUCAGAAGAAGAAAAGCAGGCGGAAACGCAGCACGGAAGAAGAGGAGGACGAGGCUGGCCCUCUCGCUCCGGUCGUUCCUACACCCACACACAUUCCGUCCGUCGAUGUCAAGUCUUGUCUAUCUCCAUACGAUCCAAGAAAUGCCUCACCAGCACCACCGCCCAUGAUGCGCAGCCAACAGCAAACGCAGCCGGGCACCAGCAUCGUGUAUUUUAGUUAUUUCGAGGAACCGCCAGCACAUCAGCUGGAACAGGAAGAUCGAGAUCAUAAUCAUUUCCUCAGUGAAGCUAAAGCUCUCAAACACGCGGCCGACAAACAGCAAACGGACCGGACCCUGCAAGCCGUUCAAUAUUUGGAAGCUGUGCUGUUUUUUAUCCUGACGGGCAACGCUAUGGAGCACGACCGGAUGACGGAGAAAGCAGCUUUUACCAUGUACAAGGACACGCUCAAUCUGAUCCGUUACAUCUCGUCCAAGUUCCGGCAUCAGCCUCAGGCCGGCUCCCAAUCGGCCAACAUUGACGCCAAGCUUCAAAUCCUGUCGCUACGCUGCCAGUCGCUCCUCUACCUCAAACUCUUCAAAAUGCGGCGGCACGAGGUCAAAGAGUUCUCCAAGGUGCUCGGAGAUUAUCACGCCAAGGCCACCACAGUGGCGGUGACGUCUCCGGCAAUGGGCGGAGCCUCUGGCAGUGGAAUUGCCUUGGAUAUGCAUGGACAGGCUAAUGCCGGUGGAGGUGUUCUUUACCGGACCACCGGGACGCCUUCUCCACUCUCACCUACUCCGUCACCAGCGGGGUCGGUUGGCUCAGUGGGUAGCCAAUCGUCGGGCUACAGUAGUGGCGAAUUAGCACCCGGUCAACCCAACAGUGGCCAGGUUGGUCAGCAACAACAACGACCCCAACAGCUGGCCAACAGUCAACCGCUAGCCAUGUCGACGCCCAAUCACCUCAAUGCUGGCCCGUGCGUUUCGGUACCGCUCGGCGUGCACAGUGUCAUGCAGAAGCAGAAUCAGUACUUUAGCUACCUGUGCACUUGCCACGAGCUCUGGGAACAGGCGGACAAUCUAGUACAAAGAGCGCAAGCUCAAGAUUUUUUUAUCCAGCUGGAUCGGCAAUGCGGGCCGCUCACAUUUCACAGUUCCUUAAGAGACGUUGUCCGCUACGUCCGGGCUGGUGUUCAACGACUGCGUGACGCCUACAUUCAACCGGGUCGGUAGCCAGCAAAAAAAAAAAAUAAGAGAAAAA